AUGAGCGCGGUCUCCGCCGCCGCCGGGCUCCUGGCGCGCCAAUUGAAACAAAUGCAGAACGACAAGGACAUUCCCGGAAUUUCCUGCGGUCUGGUUGAUAACAAUGUGUUUGAGUGGGAAGUGAUGCUCAUGAUCAACGACGAGUGUAAAUACUAUGGAGGAGGCUUUUUCCGCGCCACCCUCUCAUUCCCACCCGAGUAUCCUUUACUGCCUCCCAAGAUGAAAUUCACCACUCCGUUAUUUCAUCCCAACAUUUACCCCUCGGGCGAAGUCUGCAUUUCGAUCCUGCACCCUCCGGAAGAGGACAAGUACGGAUACGAGUCGGCGUCGGAACGAUGGUCCCCGGUGCAAAGUCCCGAAACGAUACUGCUGAGCGUAAUCAGCAUGCUGAGCAGUCCAAAUGAUGAGAGUCCCGCGAAUGUCGAUGCGGCCAAGAUGUGGAGAGAGGAUCCCAAGGAAUUCAGGCGGCGAUGUCGAAGAGUGGUGAGGGAGAGCUUGGGUGACGAGUGA
Molecule: messenger RNA, 510 nt
Organism: Cyphellophora europaea CBS 101466
Lineage: Eukaryota; Fungi; Ascomycota; Eurotiomycetes; Chaetothyriales; Cyphellophoraceae
Exons: 2
Coding region: 1-510 (169 amino acids)
Cellular component (GO): cytosol; endoplasmic reticulum
Source: RefSeq, a predicted model, not a curated record